Peromyscus maniculatus bairdii (prairie deer mouse) is the source of this 3115-nucleotide messenger RNA. Lineage: Eukaryota; Metazoa; Chordata; Mammalia; Rodentia; Cricetidae. The record is from RefSeq and is a predicted model, not a curated record.
AGACACUCAGCAGGCAGUGUGCAUGUCACAGAGUUCUGGAAAGCAAGCACGUCGAGGUGAUACCUAACCUGUUUGGAUGCCUGGCAACCCCAUGAACCCUGGGUGUGUCCACAGGGGAGAAAGAAGCUGGAGACAGAGAUAAGAAUCAAGCACUACAAUGACAACCUAUUUGGAAUUUAUCGAACAAAAUGAAGAACGAGAUGGGGUCCGGUUCAGUUGGAAUGUUUGGCCAUCUAGUCGGCUGGAAGCUACAAGAAUGGUUGUUCCGGUGGCAGCCCUGUUUACACCUCUAAAGGAGAGACCCGACUUACCACCCAUUCAAUACGAGCCUGUCCUGUGCAGCAGGACAACUUGCCGAGCAGUUUUGAAUCCUUUAUGUCAAGUGGAUUAUCGAGCAAAACUCUGGGCUUGCAACUUUUGUUACCAAAGGAAUCAGUUUCCACCUACAUAUGCUGGGAUAUCUGAACUGAGUCAGCCUGUUGAGCUUUUACCCCAGUUUUCAAGCAUUGAAUAUGUAGUUCUGCGUGGUCCCCAGAUGCCUUUGAUAUUUCUCUAUGUGGUUGAUACUUGUAUAGAAGAUGAAGAUUUGCAAGCUCUAAAGGAAUCCAUGCAGAUGUCAUUGAGUCUUUUGCCACCUACAGCUUUGGUUGGACUUAUUACUUUUGGGAGAAUGGUCCAGGUUCAUGAACUUGGAUGUGAAGGCAUUUCAAAAAGCUAUGUCUUCAGGGGAACAAAGGAUUUAUCUGCCAAACAACUGCAGGAAAGGCUGGAGCUCUCUAAAGUACCUCUUACUCAAGCUACACGUGGGCCUCAGGUCCAGCUGCCACCUUCUUCCAAUAGAUUCUUACAGCCAGUACAGAAAAUAGACAUGAAUCUCACAGAUCUUUUGGGAGAACUUCAGCGAGACCCGUGGCCUGUGCCACAAGGGAAGAGACCUUUGCGUUCCUCAGGAGUGGCCCUUUCCAUAGCUGUAGGACUACUUGAGUGUACUUUCCCCAACACUGGUGCUCGGAUCAUGAUGUUCAUUGGUGGUCCUGCUACCCAGGGGCCUGGAAUGGUGGUUGAAGAUGAAUUAAAGACUCCAAUAAGAUCCUGGCAUGACAUUGAAAAGGAUAAUGCCAAAUAUGUUAAAAAGGGAACUAAGCACUUUGAAGCACUGGCCAAUCGAGCUGCUACGACUGGGCAUGUUAUUGAUAUCUACGCAUGUGCGUUAGAUCAGACAGGUCUCCUGGAGAUGAAGUGCUGUCCUAACCUUACUGGAGGAUACAUGGUAAUGGGUGACUCUUUCAACACUUCCUUAUAUCCAGCAAACUUGUUGAACAGUUUCCUUCAACGAACUGCACAGCAUUUCUCUGGAGAGGACUCUUCCCUUCAAAAACUUUUGCUCUGGGCUUUUGUCACCUACUACUAUUCCUUCCCAGUUUCUUUCUGUCCACAGAGAGCUUUUGAGUCUCAUUUUUGCUGGCCCGUUCUUCUGGACAGCAGCAGCAUUCUUGCAGAUCGCAUUCUUCUCAUGGACACUUUUUUCCAGAUUUUGAUUUAUCAUGGUGAGACUAUAGCACAGUGGCGGAAGUCAGGAUACCAGGACAUGCCAGAAUAUGAGAACUUCCGGCACCUUCUGCAAGCCCCAGUAGAUGAUGCCCAGGAGAUUCUUCACUCCAGAUUUCCAAUGCCGAGAUACAUUGACACCGAGCAUGGUGGAAGCCAGGCACGUUUACUACUUUCAAAGGUGAACCCUUCACAGACUCAUAAUAACAUGUAUGCCUGGGGGCAGGAGUCUGGAGCACCUAUUCUCACAGAUGACGUUAGUUUACAAGUGUUUAUGGAUCAUUUGAAGAAACUUGCUGUGUCAAGUGCUGCUUGACAUGCCAGACGUGUUAGACACUCAAGGUGAAAUGCUAUUCCAGGUUCUUUUGCUUUUCCAUUUAUCUGUGGAAGCAACAGAGAUCUCUCUCCAAAUCUGUUUUGUGGCAGUAUGAUCUGAAGUGACAUAUGAACAAAUAUCUAUGAUUAAGCUGAAAUAUAAUAAGAGCAAUGAGAACAAGUUGGUUUUGCUUGGUACAGUAUUAUAACUGGUUUUUAUAAAUUUGAGGUCUUUAUGAUUUAAUAUGUUUAAAGAGUUAGAAUGGUCUGCUUUGUAUUACAGAUAGCACUUAUUUGUAUACUGCAGACAGAUCCAAAGUGGCACUGGGUAUCCUCACUGACCUGUUAGGAAUAUUUAAUAGCAGCCAGAAAGGAACAAAUUAGUAGUCAUGGCAUAUGAAGAGUUUGCUUCUUUGUCAAGUAAUUUUUCUGUGUUUUUUUUUUUAGCACACAUGUAUACCCUAUUCUGUAUUUGUAAAGUGGAUUUAUUUGUGUGAUUUAUUUAGGAAUUAUUUGACUUUAUAGUAGUAAUUCUUAUGAAGGGAACUUAAUGUUUUUGGUUACUUGCAAAAAUUAUUUAGAGCUAAAAAAUCUGAGUGAGGUAACAACCUCACAGCUGACAUUAAAUGUGAAAUUCCCACCAAGUACCCAACUCAUGUGACUAACCAGAGUAAUUUUGUAAGGAAGCUAAAAAAAUAAAGCAUGUUGUCAGGGUGAUGAAAAAAUUCUUGGAAGUAAAAAGACUAUUGUAAUUAUUAACCAUAUUUUGUUUUUGUUAUAUCAUUUUGUUGUUUUCCCUUCCUAGAUAAAUUUUCCAUUGUAUCCUUCAGUAUUUUAACACUACUUUAGGAGUUUUCACUUCACUUUUGUUUCAGGUUUCUUCCUUGUGAAAUUUAUUAAUUUGUGGUUCUUACUGAGACAGUAUUAUAUAAUGUUUAGUUAUAUCAUGUGGAGAUAGUUCUAUUUGAUUUAUUGAUUAGUAUCAUUCACUUUUACCUUUAAAGUUUACUUGUAGCAAAUGUUUACAAUGCUAAAGUAGAUAAGUUUGACAAUGAAUUUUAUGUAUCAAGUGCUGCAAAUGCAAGGACAGUAGUGGUGACUGUGAUUGUACUUGCAUGAACACAAUCAGACGAUGGGAAAGCAGGAACAUCUAAUUGUCAUAGUCAAUUGUUGAAAUAAAUUGCUUUGUUCUGUGUUAUUGGAAUUGAACUGUGCUAGGCCAAAAUGCCAAUAAAACAUACCUUUCUCUUUC